AUGUAUAUAUUCAAAAAUUUAUAUUUGUUCAUAACCAUCGCAGCCAUGGACUCUGCAAACCAGACGGGCAUCUCGGUGUUCAUCCUGCUGGGCCUGUCCAGCGACCCUGGGCAGCAGUGGCUCCUCUUCCUGCUCUUCCUGGCUCUAUACCUGGUCACCGUGGGGGGGAACCUGCUCAUCGUCCUGGCCAUCGGCACCAACUCGCACCUCCAGUCCCCCAUGUACUUCUUCCUCGCCAACCUGUCCCUGGUCGACGUCUGCUUCUCCUCCACCACCGUCCCCAAGAUGUUGGCCGUCAUGCAGACUGGUAACCACACCAUCUCCUACGCCGGCUGUCUGAGCCAGGUGUAUUUUUCAUUUCUAUUUGGAGGCCUGGACGACUUCCUCCUGGCUGUGAUGGCCUAUGACCGUUUCAUGGCCAUCUGCCAACCCCUGGGCUAUGUCACAGCCAUGAGCCCCCGGCGCUGUGUCCUGCUGGUGGCCGCCUGCUGGGUCAUCGCUCAGUUCAAUUCCCUGUUACACACCGUUCUGUUGGUUCAGCUAAGCUUCUGUGCUGACCACACCAUCCCCCACUUCUUCUGCGAUUUGGCUCCACUGCUGCUGCUGUCCUGCUCCGACACCUCUAUCAAUGAGCUGAUGCUAAUGUCCGUGAGUGGUGCGGUGAUUUUAAUUCCUCUGAUGUGCAUCUUGGUCUCUUAUGCCCACAUAAUCUCUGCCAUCCUGAAAAUGCCCUCAUCGGGAAGCAAGCACAAAGCCUUCUCCACCUGCGGUUCCCACCUGGCUGUGGUCUCACUGUUCUACGGGACAGUCAUCGGCGUGUACCUCUGCCCCUCUCCCCCCAGCUCCUCUGAUGAGAGCAGCCUAGCUGCAGUAUCAUACGCAGUGGUGACCCCUCUGUUGAACCCCUUCAUCUACAGCCUGCGCAACCACGACCUUCACCAGGCCCUGCACACAUUCUUCUGCAAGAGGACUCCCUCUAUUCUCCAACAGUGA
This is a messenger RNA of Ornithorhynchus anatinus (platypus), 993 nucleotides long. Its product is annotated as olfactory receptor 1361-like. Gene Ontology annotation, molecular function: olfactory receptor activity; G protein-coupled receptor activity. NCBI's taxonomy places the organism in Eukaryota, Metazoa, Chordata, Mammalia, Monotremata, Ornithorhynchidae. Gene Ontology annotation, cellular component: membrane. The record is from RefSeq and is a predicted model, not a curated record. The transcript has 2 exons. The coding region runs from base 1 to 993 and encodes 330 amino acids. Gene Ontology annotation, biological process: G protein-coupled receptor signaling pathway.